AUGGCCUUCCGCCUGCCAGCUCAGGCUCCCCACCAGGCAUCCUACUCCCGGCGAGAGAGGCCCCCCGCCCUCGACAUCUCAUCGGCAGAAUCCCGCCAGCAGGACGAGGAUUCCAAGGAAUGGGUUCUGUUCUCCCCGUCGCAACCCUCCUCCACCGCCCGCACCCGCACCGACUCGACUGACCGUACGCCCCGGACAGCUGGCCUGUCCCGACUGAGUGAUUUUGGGUCCUUGAACCAGUCGGAGGAUGAGGGCGACGACGAUCUAGACGAGCCCUUAGAGGAAGACGCGACCGACUUAGACAGCCUGGAUGAUGGCCUCCAUGCCUUCCGCGACUCCAACCUCCCCGAUUCCUCUUACCCGGUACUGCCCACCCACGAUGGACUGGGCUCGUUUCACGCGUCGGACCAGCUCAUCCAGGACCAGCUGUGGCGGUAUGAGCAGUACAAUCCGCACCGCCAGGGAGACGUCACGCGUCGACGCCGCUCUAGUGUACAACGGCAUUUGGAUGCGCUGCAGGAGCGCGACGCCGAUAACGCCGAGCGCGAGCGAUGGCAACGCAUCGAGAAAUGGAGAAUAGAACAGGGCAGGAUUCUGUUACAAGAAAUCGAGCGAGAGACAAGGCGACACCAGCGACGAAACAGUCGUGCGAGUUUGGCAAGCAACCGGACAGCGUCCCGGCGCGAUGUCCUCGGCAGUAUUUCUGAAACGAGGGCCAUGAGUACGACGGCAUCAUCAUCGUCGUCGACAGAGACUGCAUCCUCCCAGGGUGACUCGAAUUCUGAAGAGUCCUUCUGGCGUCGAAUCACGCGCAAGGUCAUUCGAGACUUGAUCGGGAUCGACGACUCGUUGCUGUCGGUCAUCCUGGGAGAGUCGCUCGUUGAGACGGAUUCUAGAUCAACAUCCUCUGAGGAGCAGCAACCAGGUCCCAUCCUGCCUGAGGACAUGGACCGCGAGAUGAAAGAUAUGAAGAAUGUGCCUGGUGACAAUGACGUCUGGCAAGAACGGCUGCUCCAGCGAAUUGCCCGAGAAUUGGGCAUCUUGGUUCACCAGAUCUGGGAACAUCCCGGCGCGUUUAGCACGUACUUGCGGAAUGUUGAUUCUCCAGCGGACUAUUACGCUGGUAUUCCUGUCUCACGCACUGAAACCGAUCCCCAGUCCAGAACGUCCCAAGUCACGCCGGAUAGCAACACCUACUCGUCGACCUUUUCCCCGCACUUCCCUCCUACCUUGCGCGACCCGGAGACGGCAGAGCAUGCAGCCCAAUGGGGCAUUGAAGAAGAUGACAUUGCCCCAGAUGCCACUGCAGAUUCGAAUCCCGUCGAGCCUGCUGAGGUAUCGGAGUCUGCACGUCUGCAGCAGGAGCAUGAGUACUGGGAGCGCGAGCUGGAUGUGAUGAUGGUCUUUCGAUACCUCCGCAACCGCUUCCGGCGUGGAGGGAACAGCAACGCAAGUGCCGGUAGCGGCCAGUCGACGCUGUCCACCGACCAGGACGCAUCACGCCGCGCGGCCGUCAUCCGGCAGCACCAUCCCCUGGUCGCGCGUGCCCACGCCCGGUUGCAGGCUCGAAACCAGGCCCAAUUUCAGCGCCAGCUGCACCUGCGGACGCAACCCCAUCCCGGCAUGAUUUCCGGUGGAAAUCCCUCCUCACCGAUUGCGCGGCAUCACUUCCGCCGGCCGAGUUCGAGCUGCGCGAGCCAGAGCACCAAGGUGUCGGCGAAGCGGACGCUCACUGGCGUGGGGAGCGGCUCGAGUCGGAACUACUGGGACAUCGGGGGGAGUGUCGGCAGUGGCAGCGCCGUGAUCUCGGUAGGCGGCCCUGGUGUGGGAGCUUGGGGUGAAGCAUGA
Messenger RNA from Rasamsonia emersonii CBS 393.64, 1848 nucleotides. RefSeq lists its product as uncharacterized. Bases 1 to 1848 code for a protein of 615 amino acids. The transcript has a single exon. The record is from RefSeq and is a predicted model, not a curated record. Lineage: Eukaryota; Fungi; Ascomycota; Eurotiomycetes; Eurotiales; Trichocomaceae.